This is a messenger RNA of Aricia agestis (brown argus), 1822 nucleotides long. It is a transcript of the gene net, whose product is annotated as protein atonal homolog 8. Gene Ontology annotation, molecular function: protein dimerization activity; DNA-binding transcription factor activity. The record is from RefSeq and is a predicted model, not a curated record. The transcript has 2 exons. Bases 125 to 892 code for a protein of 255 amino acids. NCBI's taxonomy places the organism in Eukaryota, Metazoa, Arthropoda, Insecta, Lepidoptera, Lycaenidae.
GGGAAGGUUGUGUGUCGUCGGAGUAAAAUAUACGAUACUAUGAUCGGUGCUCAUGAAUAAAACUGUGUUUGUUUUGAGUUAAAGUGACGAGUGUAAAAUAUUGGAUUAAUCGUCUGGAGUGAUAAUGACUGACUCUAUCACGACGGAGGACGUAGGAGUUGAAGGAAAAGAUCGCGUAUUGGAGCGCGACGCGGGUUUCGUGUCUGGGGGCGACGAUGACGAUUCCUGCUCGGGUCCAGCCCACUCCGAUGACUCCGGAGUUAGGCUGGUGGAAAACGAGCCCCGGAUAAAGAGGGACCGGUCACCCACUCUCCAACCGCCAAAGAAGAGAAUCCGUCUGGGAUCCAGGGAGGAUCUAGCCAGCCCAGAAUCCGACAGUCCCUUCCGACCUUGGUCCUUCGCUGAGGAACCGCAGCGGGAGCCUCUAUCUUUAGUCAAGAAAGUCAACGAAACUAGCAUACUAAGGCAGCGGCGGAGGCCGUUAGAACCACCACCUCCGCCUGUUCCCAUCAUCGUUCCCGAGCCGAGGCCUGGACCUCCGAGGGUACCUCCGCAUCCGGGAGUCGUGGAACCCUUCCCGGAGAAACCAAAACCAAGGGAGCAGAGGAAUUACAAGAACAUGACCAGAGAGAGAAGAAUCGAAGCGAACGCGAGGGAAAGAACGCGAGUCCACACGAUCAGCGCUGCCUUCGAUACGUUAAGGCGAUCCAUACCCGCGUAUAGCCACAACCAAAAACUAUCGAAGCUAUCCGUCCUCCGAAUAGCAUGCGCAUACAUCGCAGCAUUAUCAGCGGCCAUAGACCCAAACGAGGACUUAUCCGAGGCAGUGGAUAAAGUAACGCAAACGAUACACACAGAAGGAAAGUUAAGAAAGAAAAAAGACGAUCCCUAGCCGUCCCAUUGAGCCUAGUUAACGUUAGUACAAAAACGACAAUAAUUGUGAACCGUCGAUUUUAAAAUUUGAAUCUCCAAUGGCUGGUACAACCAGACUUUUUAAAAUAUUUAUAUUCAGUGAAGAUCUUAAAAAAUAAUAAGUCCAUUUUACACCUUUUCAGCUGUGCUGUGCUUCUCUUUCUGUGGGUAAGUAAAUACCCACAGAAAGAGUAUUUAAAAGAUGAUUUUUUAUUAUGUAGGUACCUGAACAGGGUACCAACUCUUUUUAAAGUUACCUUACAUCACUUGACGGGUUUCUUGCUAGAAGCUUCUAGUUUCAGUCUAAAAAUUAAUAGAUACUUACAGCAGUUAUUUAAUGCUGAAUUUUUUAAUCACCUGACUAAGGAUUUCUUGUGCCUUCAAAUUUUGCCACAGCCCCAGUAAUAGGAAGCUUCCCCUUAACUGAAUGUAUUUUGGCUUUAAUUGUUUUUAUAGGUUGUCCUAUAAAAUGUUUAUAUUUAUUAUACUUAACUCGAGUCAGUAAUUUUAAGACAGAAAUGUAUAUUUUAUGCGAUAGUUGUACGUGUAAAUACUGUAAAUAUUAGAUAGAAGAAUAAGAAAAUAAGGCACUUUUGUCGUUACGGGUGGGAAGAAAUAUGACAAUAAUAUUAAGCAUUUGUAACAACAAAGUAAAAAAAUAUUGUGCAAAUAAGGUUCUUGAAAUUGUAAUAAAAAAGACAAUAGUGUGUAAACAGUUGAGCAAAUAAUGUAUAGAGUAUAGGGGAUAUUAAAAAUUAAUCGUUUCAGAAAAAAAUUGUUAUUUGUAUGUAUUUUUGGUAUAAAUUGAGCAGUAACAAAAAUGCCUUAUGAUGUUAUGUGAUAAAAAUUAUUCUGUAUGGUAGAGCCGCAUAAGUAUAAUAUUUUGCUAGUAUCUAAAUCAAAAUGUACU